AUGGUCAAGGCGGCAUUGGAAGCAUUGGAAGAGCAGAUGACAUGCACCCACCUCCGGUUGCAUUGUGCAGAUGCCGGGCCGUCGGCCGAUCCUCGCACCGAUCGAGUAAGAACCGAAGCCUCGCUGCUGUCGGCCGUUGAACGAACAAGUACGAAGUAUAGGCAGGGGAACCGCCCCGAGAGGCCUCAAUGCCGCCGCUCAGGCAGCCAAUGUGUCCGUUCCGCAAGUGACACGGCCUUUGGAUGCCUCGAAACGGGCACGCGGGAUGCCACAAUGAUACAAGAUGGCAGCGCCAACAGUGGGAACAACAGUGGAGAGGGGCGCCACUUGGGGGUGGGGACGAAAGGGGACCGGGGGGAAGAGGGGCGGAGGGGGGCACCAAGAUGGCGCUGGAAGGCCAAUUCUCCAGGCGCUGUGAUAGCUGGACUUUGGGGGUCGUCGAUUCUCCACCAAUCCGUGGCGCGCGUCCCCGCAAAUGCUGUUAAUGCUUCACUGCGAACCCUUGGGUUGCUCGGGUUGCUUGGGGGUCUGUUUCGACGGGGCUCCUGCCUUUCCCCCGGUCUUUGUUUCAUGGCCAUGCGACCCGCGAGAGUAAAAGAAAAUUCCGUAGUUGCGAUGGCGAUGGUGAUGUCGACGUUGGCCUCGGCCUCGUCCAGGGCAGGAAAAGGACGCCGUAGGGGAAAAAGUCUGUCAAGGGCAACAUGGCGCGAUUGUUGCGUCUGCCCGGACCCCGUUCCCUCCAAGCUCCCCGGUCUAAGCCUCCUCUCGUUCGUCCAUCUUGUUUCGGCUUGUCUAACUGAGACGGGAUGUGCCCAAGGAACAGCGGCUUCAUUCACCUAA
Molecule: messenger RNA, 840 nt
Organism: Ilyonectria robusta
Lineage: Eukaryota; Fungi; Ascomycota; Sordariomycetes; Hypocreales; Nectriaceae
Exons: 2
Coding region: 1-840 (279 amino acids)
Source: RefSeq, a predicted model, not a curated record